This is a messenger RNA of Scaptodrosophila lebanonensis, 919 nucleotides long. RefSeq lists its product as uncharacterized. The record is from RefSeq and is a predicted model, not a curated record. NCBI's taxonomy places the organism in Eukaryota, Metazoa, Arthropoda, Insecta, Diptera, Drosophilidae. Bases 15 to 857 code for a protein of 280 amino acids. The transcript has 4 exons.
GUAUAUUGCACAACAUGGCAUUAAGCCCCGAAAUAGUUGUGGGAAAUCGGAAUGAUUUGGAUCAGCGAAGAAAAUCUAUGGAAUGUCUAUCGCGAGCUUCGUUGGCCGCGUGGCGUAUGCUCAGUGGACUGAGCUAUAAUUUGAAGACUAAAACUGAUAAAGCCGAGGAACUGAUUACAUUGGCGGGACAGCAGAUCCAGCAGUAUGCCAAUAUUUUGUGCGAUACAAAAAGCUUGAACUCGAGAUGCAAUGCAAGCAUUAGCGAAAAUGAACGAAUCUCGUACGAUCUGUGCUUGAAGAAGCAUGAAUUGGAAAUUCAACGGAUGAAGCAGCUGGUGGAGCACAGUCGACUGGCCAGCGAGCUCCACGACAAAACCGAAAGCCUGCAAGUUACGAAGCAUUGGCUGGAAAGCGAAACUUCCGAAUUGCUUAAAGCAACAGCGAAAGUGACUAAAAUGAUCACCUUCCUCGACGAGCGCAAAAAACAGAACGAGAUUUUGAGGGAGCACAAUCAAAAAUUGGCCGAAGAGAUUAAGGAAAAGUCGGAGCUUUUGAGAUCCCGUACAGUUAUGAUGCACACCAUGAUUCACAAUAUGGGGGAGGAGCUUAAUGGUGUAAAUCUCAAAACCAAAGCUAUUGAAGGUAUCAGCGCGCAGCUUAAGAGAAGAAUUGCAAUGCUGAAAUAUUUGCAACGACAGCAAAGCGACAGCAAUGGGGGCAAGAAAGAAUGUGGACUAUUUCUGAGAAUGGCCAUUACAAUGCAAAAUUAUAUGCAAUACUGGUGGCAGAACUGUCGAAGAAUAUUCGAAUUGAUUGUGUACAGAUGGCGGUACACAAAACAGCUGCGCGAGCCUUAAAGCAACAAUGUCAAUGUCAAUUCGUUCAACAAUUCAUAUAAUUAUAAUUAACGAAAUUAGCA